AUUGUCAAAUUUUUUGUCAAAAAUUUAAUUCCAAAUUACCUUCAACAAAUUUAAGUGUUUCUUUUCAUUUCUAAAUUUUCGUUUGCGAAAUUAUUCUACAUCACAUCAAAAAUGGCAUGCGGAUAUAACUCAAAAUCAAAAAACAGAAAAUCAUUAUUGGAUGAUCUGAAAGCUCUAGUUUGCAAAUUAGACGGUUGUUCUCCCUCAUGUGCACCGUGUGGUCCAUGUGGACCGUGCGGUCCGUGUGUACCUAGUCCAGCGUGUUGUCCAGGAACUUGCCCACCAGCGACGCAAGCAGUGCCUGUUGGUUGUUGCGGACCGGUAUGUAUCCCGCCUGCCUGUGUUCCUCCAGUACUACCAAUCUGCACUCCAGUUCCACCUGCUAAUGUGCCUCUGUGUAACCCUAACCAAGGGCCUCAACCUUGUGUACCAUGCAAUCCUCCUCAGAUGAUGGUUGCUUAUAGAAUGCCUAAGUGUAUACCUUGUACCAGGUCAAAAUCCCGGGAACUUCGUGCUAGUAUUCUGUAUAUUGGUUGCGACUGUGAAAGAAAAAAUGGACUUCAAGAUGAUUGUCCCAGAGUGGAGUGUCAAGGAGCUCCAUGCUGUGUUAAUUGUCCUGAGCCCAGAUGCGGACCUAGUGCUUUUGCUAACGGUAAACAUUUAGGAAAAUCAGUUUGUGGUAUGGAAGAUCUAGAAAAAUACCAAUGUUAUCCAGCCUUCGUAAGACUUCCACCAUGCCCACCAUGCGGACCCUGCGCUCCUUGUGGACCAUCCCCACCAUGUGGUCCAUGCGCUCCUUGUGGACCAUGCCCACCUUGUGGCCCAUGCGCACCUUGUGGUCCAUGUGCACCUUGUGGCCCUUGUGCACCUUGCUGUCCACCUUGCUCACCUUGUCCGCCAUGCCCACCACCCCAGGUUCCAUUAGUUGCAGCUGCUCCACCUCCACCUUGCUGUCCACCACCGUGUCCACCUCCUGUACCUGUUGGAAAAGUCUGCCCAGUUUCACCAGCUGUUCCGAUUCCAGCCUGCCCUCCACCAGCACCUUGCGCACCUUUUGCUCCAUGUAUACCACCAUUUGCUUGUCCAUCCGGACCCUGCGCACCUUGUGGCCCAUGUGCACCUUGUGGCCCAUGCGCACCUUGUGGUCCAUGCGCACCAUUUGCUUGUCCGUCUCCGUGUCUACCGUGUCCGUGUUAAGUUGUAAGUUCACCGUGUCCAUAAAAUGGAAAUUGGUAUCUAUCUGUAAAAUUGUUUUCAAGAGUCCUUGUUAUUAUAUUGAAUAAAAAUGGUUUUAAAUCAA
Diabrotica virgifera virgifera (western corn rootworm) is the source of this 1300-nucleotide messenger RNA. Its product is annotated as keratin-associated protein 16-1-like. The record is from RefSeq and is a predicted model, not a curated record. The transcript is spliced from 3 exons. NCBI's taxonomy places the organism in Eukaryota, Metazoa, Arthropoda, Insecta, Coleoptera, Chrysomelidae. The coding region runs from base 112 to 1197 and encodes 361 amino acids.